Messenger RNA from Paraphaeosphaeria sporulosa, 862 nucleotides. RefSeq names its product glycosyl hydrolase. The transcript has a single exon. NCBI's taxonomy places the organism in Eukaryota, Fungi, Ascomycota, Dothideomycetes, Pleosporales, Didymosphaeriaceae. The coding region runs from base 127 to 822 and encodes 231 amino acids. The record is from RefSeq and is a predicted model, not a curated record.
UCCUCGGGGUUGCACAUCAGCCUAAUUGGCCUGCCAAACCAACAACGUAUAACAUGCCAGGGUUGCAAUGCGGAAGCACUUGCAGAAUAGUACGCUGUAUAUCACAUUGAGCAGAUUGCGGAAGAUAUGGAAACGCAGAAACCCUUCGACGUCCUCGUCUUCAGCAAGACAUGUGGCUACCGGCACGACUCCAUUCCAGCCGGCGUCGCCUCACUCCAAUGCCUCGCAGAGCAAACCUCGCAAUUCAUCGUCACAGCGAGCGAAGACGCAUCGACCUUUACUUUUGACAAUCUCUCUAAUUAUGCAGUUAUCAUCCUUCUCCAAACCAUCGGCGACAUUUUCACCCAAGACCAACUCGAUGCUCUGAAACAAUUCGUCCGCGAUGGUGGCGGCGUAGUCGCCAUCCAUGGCGCAGCAGCUGGCAUGCCAAAUGACGCGUGGUAUGAGAAUCUCAUCGGCGCGCACUUCGAUCAGCAUCCGCCGCACGAGCCAGGCAUUGUGCUCGUCGAGGACAUGAACCAGGACCACUUCAUCAUGAACUGCUGUGGUGGCCGGGAAAGCUGGACCGACGAGUUUUACAAUUUUACGUCCCAUCCGCGUGGGAACAGCAAUCUGAAAGUCUUGCUUAGAGGGGAUCCGAAGUCUUUUGAGGGGGGGAAGCAUGGAGAUGAUCAUCCACUGGCGUGGUGUCAGGAGUUUGAGGGUGGGAGGGUUUUCUUUACGGCAUUAGGGCAUUUUGAUGAGGCGUAUUCGGAUGAAUGGUUUAUUGAGCAGAUGAAAAGAGGUAUCUUGUGGGCUGCGCGAAAAGACAACAAAGGUUGAGGAAAAUAGCAAUUUUGAGAGAAACGCCAUUGAGCACGCC